Trematomus bernacchii (emerald rockcod) is the source of this 1527-nucleotide messenger RNA. RefSeq names its product WT1 transcription factor b (gene wt1b). The transcript is spliced from 9 exons. Gene Ontology annotation, cellular component: nucleus. Gene Ontology annotation, biological process: regulation of transcription by RNA polymerase II. The record is from RefSeq and is a predicted model, not a curated record. NCBI's taxonomy places the organism in Eukaryota, Metazoa, Chordata, Actinopteri, Perciformes, Nototheniidae. Bases 262 to 1506 code for a protein of 414 amino acids. Gene Ontology annotation, molecular function: RNA polymerase II cis-regulatory region sequence-specific DNA binding; DNA-binding transcription factor activity, RNA polymerase II-specific.
CAGGGUGCUUGAAAUUUGGUGUCCACAUUUAGGUCAUUCAUUCAUUUAUGUUCCAGUUCAUGACUUGUGUGAGGAAAGAUGGCUGCUAUAGUGUGUUGUGACCACUGAUGUUUGUUUUUGCGGAAUAGUUUGUUCCCUGCUUCUUUAGGUUGUUGUUUUUUUGUUUUUGUUAAACUUUUUUAGGAGACAUUAUAACUGAGACUCCCAGCUUGUGGAAUACCAGCACUUAUUUAUUUGGACUGUCUCAACCUGCUUUCUACAAUGCUGACCGACCCGUGUGGAGCCAUGUCGAUGGGGUCAGAUGUUCGGGAUCUGACCCUCCUACCUCCAGUGCCAUCCUUACCGGGCGCUGGUGGUGGCUGUGGGAUGUCUGUUGGGGGUGGUCAGUGGACCCAACUGCUGGACCACCACCCCGGCUCUCCCUACAGCUCCCUGCCCUCCCACCACUCCCUCAUCAAGCAGGAACCAGGUUGGGGGACCGCUGAUCCGAUCGAGGACCCUCACUGUGGACUCGGCAUCACAUUUCACUUCUCAGGCCAGUUUACAGGCUCGGCCCCCAGUCGAGUUGGGGCCUUCAGAGAGCCAACUGGAGGUCAAGCGAGGAUGUUUCCUAAUACCUACCUGCCCGGCUGCAUGGACAGUCCUCCUACACACAGGAACCAGGGUUAUGGCGCAGUGGGUUUAGACAGCAACCCCAGUUAUGGUCACACUCCCUCUCAUCACAGCCUGUCCUUCAAACACGAGGACACUCUGUCACCGCAAAACAACAUAGUUGACCAGCAGUACCCAGCUCCUCCUCCCAUGUUUGGCUGCCACAAUCCUUCAGAAUCGUGUCCGAGCAGCCAAGCUCUGCUGCUGAGAAACUACAGCAGUGAUAACCUGUACCAAAUGGCAUCAAUGGAUUGUGUAACCUGGAACCAAAUGAACAACCUGGCAACUUCGAUGAAAAGCAGUGCCCAUGCACCCAGCUAUGACAGUGACCCCACAGCCCCACCCAUGCUCAUGAGUGCCCAGUAUCACAUACACACACAUGGUGUCUACAGAGGACUUCAGGAUGUUCGGCGCGUAGCUGGCAUUGCUCCACCCAGUGUGAGGUCAUCUGAAGUUAGUGAAAAGCGUCCAUUUGUUUGUGAUUAUCCUGGCUGCAGCAAGAAAUACUUCAAACUGUCACAUCUGCAGAUGCACGGCCGCAAACACACAGGAGAGAAGCCUUACCAAUGUGACUUCACAGACUGCGGCCGCAGAUUCUCUCGCUCAGACCAGUUGAAGAGGCACCAGCGCAGACACACAGGAGUGAAGCCCUUUCAGUGCGAGACGUGUGAGAGAAAGUUUUCACGGUCAGAUCAUCUUAAGACGCACACUCGGACUCAUACAGGUAAAACAAGUGAGAAGCCAUUUACCUGCCGCUGGUCCAGCUGCGAGAAGAAGUUUGCCCGUUCUGAUGAGCUGGUGCGCCACCACAGCAUGCACCAGAGGAACCUGACCAAGCUGCAGCCUGCCAUCUGAGCAGCGAGAGGAGGAGGAGGA